This is a messenger RNA of Pomacea canaliculata, 3865 nucleotides long. Its product is annotated as sodium-coupled neutral amino acid transporter 9-like. Gene Ontology annotation, molecular function: amino acid transmembrane transporter activity. Gene Ontology annotation, biological process: amino acid transmembrane transport. The transcript is spliced from 15 exons. The record is from RefSeq and is a predicted model, not a curated record. NCBI's taxonomy places the organism in Eukaryota, Metazoa, Mollusca, Gastropoda, Architaenioglossa, Ampullariidae. The coding region runs from base 92 to 1801 and encodes 569 amino acids.
UGAAGGUCGAACUCUACUUCCGGCUGUAAACACAUGACUUCACCGAAACGGGCGUGAGAGCUUUAAAAAAACUACAUAUUACUGAUUAGCGAUGAGCGCUAUCAAAAGUCGACACGCACCUUUUGAAGAGACUAAUUCAAGACUAUCAGUUGAUAAAAGGUUUGGAGCAAACAGUGUGACGGCAAAUGAGAGAAGUUCAUACCAGCAAAGGGUUAGGUCUGAAAACCCAGGUGAAGAGGAAUAUAUCAUUAGGCAGCCCGUAGCCCGCUAUGCAUCAAUCAACAGUGACAGAGCGGGUAACUCAAGUUCAGUACAGAAUGAUACUGAUGUCGAUGCCCUUUUGUCACGAUACAGGUAUUAUUCUCGGCUGGCACCACAUCAUGACAGUAAUUUGCUUAUGCCUGAUCAUGUGGUGCCUGAGAAUUUUCUUAUCAGAGUCUUGGUACCUGUUGCUGGAGAGCAGAGCAGCAUCAUUACUAUCUUUGCAUUAUGGAACACUAUGAUGGGAACAUCUAUUCUCAGCAUGCCAUGGGCAAUAAAGCAGGCUGGCUAUGUGUGUGGCAUUGCCAUGCUGAUACUUAUGGCAGCAAUCAAUGGAUAUACAAGCUACAGAGUGCUAAGAUCUGUGGACUUCUUUCUGGGUAAAAAAAUCUCAGAAUUUUCAGAUGUAUGCAAGCAUUUCCUUGGGAAAUAUGCUGAGAUUACUGCAGUGUUUUGCUCAUUGCUGACUUUGCUGGGUGGCAUGAUUGUCUAUUGGAUUCUUUUGUCCAGCUUCCUUUUCCACAUUGUGAACUUUCUCUAUAUGCACAUACAACAUAGUGUUAUUGACAACCUCCUACCAAGUUCAGGUAACUCAUCAGCAGUGUUUACUGAUGUUGUUUGUGAAGUAAGUGAAAAUGCUUCAUCUCUGAACACCAGUCAGACCAGUCCUUUGUACAAUGAGGUGUGGAACCAGGGCAAGACUGUACCUUUCUUCCUUCUUAUCAUUUUGGUACCACUUCUAAACUUCAAAUCACCAACAUUUUUCACGAAGUUUAAUUCACUUGGGACCAUAUCAGUACUUUACCUGAUGAUCUUUGUCACGGUCAAAGCUAGUCACUGGAGAUUCCAUCUACAGCUAGGAACAAGCACACAGUACAGAGAUGAUGAUCCUGACUAUGUUCCCAUGUUUAAAUGGACGUUUCCUGCACUUACCGGAAUAUCUGCACUGGCGUAUUUCAUUCAGAACUCUGUUCUUGCAAUCACUCGAAAUCAACGAAAUCCUCAGAAUAGUCCUCGGGAUUUGGUGAUCGCCUAUGCAUUAGUAGCUUUUACCUAUGUAUACGUCGGAGUGAUGUUUUUCACUGCUUUUCCACUGAGCAAAACUUGUAUAAAAGAUAAUUUGUUAAACAACAUUGCACCUAAUGACAUCAUGGCUUUUGUAGCACAAAUCGGCCUCUUCAUACAGAUGUUGUGCGUCUUCCCUUUACUAGCAUAUAUUCUUCGUGCACAGCUGAUGCAUACGGUUUUUGGAUCUUCCUGGCCUAGCUUGAGGCAUGUGCUGAUUCUUAAUGUCACACUUGUGGCCAUCUGUCUGGUUUUCACACUUUUUCUGCCACAUAUAGGACAUAUUUUGAGCUUCCUUGGUGCCUUUUGUGGUCUGGUGUAUGCCAUUGCACUCCCAUGCAUUGUUUACAUUGUGGCUAGCAGACAAGAAGGAACACUAACAUGGACAAAACUAAUCUUCCACAUACUUCUAAUGGCUGUCAGUGUUGCCAACUUUAUUGCCCAGUUCAUAAUUCUUGGUGCAGAUUCAUCCUGAAAACAAAUUCUGUUUAGUAGCUGACUAUAAAGAACAAGAUUCAGGCUGACUUUCUGGGCUUCAUGUUAAAGUUAUAUUUUUGAUAUGUUUAGUUUCCAGAUUAAUGCUAAAAUGUUUGGAUCUGACAACCGAGUGUGUGAAAUGUAGUAAAUGGUGUAAAUAUAAACUACCAAAGGACAGAGUACAAAGUACUGUUGAAGUGGUUGGGAGGCAAAAGGAAGAGAAAAGCAGAGACAAAGAGAAUGUGGUGAGAGAACAGAUUCCUGGGGAAAUAGGGAAAAAAAAAGUUUUGUCAGCAAACUGUGGGUAAAAAGCGACACUCAAAAAGGGAAAUUUAAACUAUGUAUAAUAUUUAGAGGCAGCUAUUCUAAAGUUCUGGGCAGAAUACUGUUUUCUGUAUAUGGUAGAAAAAUGGGAAGAGUUAUACUGUGUAAAUCACUGAUUUGACUGCAUCAGUUGUUCAUACAAAAUUUGCUAUUUGCUUGAUUUUUCGCUUUUGGUACAUAGAUAUCUUAAAAAUAUGAUGAUUACCUUCAUAUUUCUCAAAUAAAAAUGACUAUUGAAGUAUGAAACUCAUGUUUCACACAGUAUCCUUUUGAUCUGUGAUGGAAAUGUUUAAAUAUGAUGUUUAAUUAAUCAAUAUGACUAUUUUUUUUCUUUUCAUUGUUUUUACACAACUGUGUCAGAGAUUUAGAAUAUAUCCCACAAGGUAUAAAAUAUUUUUUUACAAAUAAAUGAAAUAGUUUUGAACACCUGCAAUAUGAAAAAAAUCACAUUUAACUGAUUAUAAAUUUACUUGUAUUUUAAUGACCAAUGUCUUAAGUCAGUGUAUGGUGUUUCCUUAUGUAUGAAGUGAGACUGCAAUGAGGUCUUGAAAGAAUAAGUAUACAAGAUUUUAAUAAGACAAAUCCAUGUGUGGUUUCUACUUCGCAUGUAUCAUGCCUCUGAGUGAACAUGUUGAAAGAGUUAUAAAUGGUUUUCUUUGCAUAAAAAUAAGAUACCUCCAAAAAAAAUAAGGUAAAAGAAUGUGAAGCUUAUUUAUUUUCAUGAAGACUGAAAUAUUUUUAAAAUGAUGCAGUUCUGACAGCGAAUGAAUGUUAAAACAGUUUUUAAGAAAUUGACCAAUGUAAUUUAAGUACAAGAUUUUCUUAGCUUCUUAUGAUAUUAUUUUGUGUUGGGUUUUUUUAAUGUGGUUUUAUCUGUAAUUUUUGAUGGCAUUUUCAAUGGAGAAUUCAUUCCCAAAACCUUAAGCAAUAUUCAACUUGAGUGCAAAAUUAUUUUCCAAUGAGUGUGCUUAGUUCAUUCAUAAAAGCUGAGCGAAAAAUUUCAUUCCCUUCACUAGAUAAAUCACAAUGCUCAUGUGGGUUUUAAAAAAGAGGUGAAUACCUCAUUUCCAAAUGCCACAAACAUAGAUUCACUGACUGUGGCAUAUGAUGUGACUUUCGUUAGAACUGUAAAUUUAGGUCCACAUGAUUUUCUAGAAGAAAAAAAUAAUUACAGUUUUUUUUGUAACAGCCAUGUUGUGUUGAGUAGCUAUAGCAACUUUCAAAAUAGCAUAUUGAUGAUUAUUCUGCUAUCUUUAUUGUCAUCUAUCUGACCAAAAAAUACAACCUUUUCAUGUGAUGAAGCAGAUAUUUUGUUCGAUUUGGCAAAAUGAAUUAAAAGAAUCAAGAUAAAUUGUAAAUGUCAUGCAUACCUUUUAUGAUCUUUACUUUCUAUUUAUACAUAGCAGAAAUAAAUUUCAUUAUAAAUUAUAUCAGAGCUAAAUUUAUAACAAUGUUAACAAUGUUACAAAAAUGUGUAAGAUCAUUCAAAAUGUAAUGUAAUGGUUAGAUUAGGCUAAUGCUAUUGACCAAAAGAAGAAGAAAAGAAAUACUGGAGAUUGGGGAACAUGUGACAGCUGUUCAGUCACAUCCACUCUUUUGUGAUUACAGGGUUUUGCUUUGAGUCUUUCGUAAACUUUAAACAUGGCUUUUAUUCUCCACUACUGGUUUUCACAGUUGUUUGAUAUAUGUCUAUAUUUUUACUCCACCUUCACUUAAUAUCUAUCAUGAAACAAUAAAA